Molecule: messenger RNA, 816 nt
Organism: Chenopodium quinoa (quinoa)
Lineage: Eukaryota; Viridiplantae; Streptophyta; Magnoliopsida; Caryophyllales; Amaranthaceae
Product: wall-associated receptor kinase-like 2
Exons: 1
Coding region: 1-816 (271 amino acids)
Biological process (GO): protein phosphorylation; cell surface receptor signaling pathway
Cellular component (GO): plasma membrane
Molecular function (GO): protein serine/threonine kinase activity; ATP binding
Source: RefSeq, a predicted model, not a curated record
AUGUCUUCAGAUGAAGGAGUUGUAGAAAGGAUAAAAAUCUUCACAAUCAAUGAGCUAGAAAAAUCCACUGACCACUUCAAUGAAGAUAGAAUACUUGGACAAGGAGGUCAUGGUACAGUUUAUAAAGGAAUGUUGAGUGAAGGAAGAAAUGUAGCCAUAAAGAAGUCUAAUAAAUUGGAAGAAAGCCAACGAGAAGAAUUCAUCAAUGAAGUGGUUAUUAUGUCACAAAUUAAUCAUCUAAACAUAUUGAAGUUGUUGGGAUGUUGUUUGGAGACCGACGUACCAUUAUUAGUAUACGAGUUUAUUCCCAACGGAACGCUUUACCAUCAUAUUCAUAAUCCAAAUGAAGAGUUUCCAAUCACUUGGAAAAUGAGGUUACACAUUGCUUCUGAUUCAGCUGGAGCACUUGCUUAUUUGCAUUCCUCAACUUCUACUCUCAUCUUUCAUAGGGAUGUUAAGUCUUCAAACAUACUUUUGUACGAUAAGUAUAGAGCAAAGUUAGCAGAUUUCGGGUUUUCAAGAUCUGUGGCUAUUGAUCAAACCCGUGUGGUUACUCAUGUCAUGGGAACGCCUGGUUACUUGGAUCCAGAGUACUUUCAAUCUCACCAAUAUACGGAAAAGAGUGAUGUUUAUAGCUUUGGUGUUGUCCUUGUUGAACUAUUGAUAGGACAAAAGGCAGUACGUGCUGCAUUCGAAGAGGAUCGAAGUUUGAUUUCAUGGUUCCUUUCGCAUUUGGAAAACUCUUCUGUGCUUAAUAUCAUAGAUUCUCAAGUCCUACUAGAAGGCUCAGAGGAAGAGUUUUUUAGCCAUUGCUAA